Aplysia californica (California sea hare) is the source of this 1794-nucleotide messenger RNA. RefSeq lists its product as uncharacterized. The transcript is spliced from 2 exons. Gene Ontology annotation, biological process: regulation of transcription by RNA polymerase II. Lineage: Eukaryota; Metazoa; Mollusca; Gastropoda; Aplysiida; Aplysiidae. Gene Ontology annotation, molecular function: DNA binding. The record is from RefSeq and is a predicted model, not a curated record. Gene Ontology annotation, cellular component: nucleus; transcription regulator complex. The coding region runs from base 826 to 1701 and encodes 291 amino acids.
GCCCCGCCGUGUUGACGUCACGUGACUAUCUCAACGUAAAGUUGGCGCAGGGCGCUCGCUACUAGGCUAGCCAACAAGUUGCUGGUCUGCCGCGGCCGUGUGCUGUGUUCCGCGUGGUGUGUUGUGUGGAGUGUGUAGUAUGUAGUGUUCGCCAUUCUCCAUCUGACGCUAUCUUAGAAGGUUUAAGACAAUGACGAGAAAGCGGCAUUCUGAUACUGAUAGUUUGAAGACGAGAAAGUACUGUUACAGCGGAAUAAUGUCACUUCAAAUACUUUAAACAGCAGGCUAUAACCGGUAAAAGGAGAAAACAGCAAAUUUUGAAGUUUUAUAGACCACGUGGCGUGGAGCUACAGGCUUACUGUUUUUAGAGACUGCCUAUUCAGUGCUUGGGGUGCGACUCCUUCUCCCCCCACACAGAGUGUGUGUCAUUCAUAGAGUAGUCACUUGUUAUGACAGUAUUAUAGCUCUUCGUACCGUCAGCAUUCAGUCUCACUCUCUGUGAUAGACCACGUGGCGUGGAAUUAUUCGUUAUAAUUUAGAGACUGUCUAUUCAGUGCUUGUAGUGGCUACUUUUCCACUCACCUGGAGUGUGUGUAGUUAAUAGAGUAGUCGCUCACUAUAAUACUAUUCUAGCACUCAUACUACAAUCAGCCCCCAGUAGCUUUCUCUUUGUCGUUCUUGUGUAGUUUGGAGAGAAGCCACCGGUAUGACACUAUUCUAGAAGUCUAGCUCAUGAUUGUACCGUACCGUCUCUCUGUGUUGUUAUUAUUAUUCGUGUGAUUUUAGACUGCGGAGGAGCCAACGUAUCCCGCAGCUCUGAAGAGGAUGGACGUGGAGGCGCUGAUCGACGCCGUGUUUGUCCGGCCGGCCAUCUGGGACCGCAACGACAAGCGCCGCUCCAACCGCCAGGUCGUAGACAAGUGCUGGGCAGACAUCCAGGCGGAGCUCAACGUGGAAGAGAUGUUGUUGCGGAGAAAGUGGAAAUACUUGCGUGACCAGUUCGCCAGCGAAUGGGGCAAGAUCGAGACCCUUGGGGCGAACAGUUGCCAGGUGGUCACCUCCAAGUGGCAGUUCUACAAGCAGCUCCUCUUCCUCAAGGGCGUGGCCAAACCGCGGACCUACAAGGUUGUUCCUCAUGGCGAAUGGGACUCCACCCGCGGAGGCGAACCCGGAAGAGAUUCAUCUCGGGACUGGGAGGAUUCUCUGAGGUCAGAGGUGAACGCCGGCGCCGUCAACAACGACAAUAGCAACAGCAACGCGGGUGAGCCGUCCUACGUUGUGGCAGUGAGCGACACGAGUGAGAACGGUGAAGAAGACGGCGACACACGCGCCACCACGCACGCAAGAGACACACACGACACACGAGAAUCACAACACACCAGCACACUUUAUGUUCGAGGAAAGAGGAAAAGGAAACGAAAACGGCUUGGAAACGCUACAGGGGAGGGUAACGAGUUUCAUCCAGCAAGCCUAGCUAACAUUUACGACAGCCUUGAAACCAUUAUACACAACACAAAUCCAAGUUCCCGAAACGUUGGUCCAACGGAAGAUGAUGACGACCUGCUCUUCCUCAAGUCCCUGUUGCCUCACAUCAAGGGAAUUCCCAUGCCCAAGAGACUCUGCUUCAGAGGUCGCCUGCUGGAGCUGGUUCAGGAGUUUGCUUACCCGCCACCUGAGGACCAGAAAUUUCUUGUGUCGUAACACCUUCUGGUGCCAAAGUAUGAUAUGUAGAUAUUACCAUGUUGUUUGUGGUGCUAUGCUCUCAUUAUGUACUCUAAGGUAUAAAAGAAAAAA